Syngnathus typhle (broad-nosed pipefish) is the source of this 2971-nucleotide messenger RNA. It is a transcript of the gene hgsnat, whose product is annotated as heparan-alpha-glucosaminide N-acetyltransferase. The transcript is spliced from 18 exons. The record is from RefSeq and is a predicted model, not a curated record. Lineage: Eukaryota; Metazoa; Chordata; Actinopteri; Syngnathiformes; Syngnathidae. Bases 42 to 1994 code for a protein of 650 amino acids.
AGCAAAAAACAGGGUCAAGUCGGAAGUGAAAUCCGUCUGCCAUGGUAAAGGGGAACAUAAACAAAAACAUCGAUGCAACAUCAGUCACCGCGGUUGAAAAGGCGCAAGAGAGCGAGAUGGCAAAAUCCAAGAAAUAUAGCUCGAUGUAUUAUUCAAUUAUUGUCUUGCUAAUCACCAUUUGUCUUUCACCGCUGAAAGCUGAACUGCUUUCCUCUGGAAUAUUUCAAUCAAAACACCACCCAAACCUAAAAAUGGAUGAAGCAUUUUUGACAGUCAUCAAUGAACUGGAUACCGAUGUGGAGGUGUCCUGGGUGUCACAGUGGUGCUAUCAGUGUCUUUAUCAACAGCUUGGGGUGAUUCCUGCUGUCGUAAAUCCAGGUCAGCCAACCUCGGGAAAGUUCAUCGUAAACACACAGCAUGGAAUUACAUUCCAAGUCAACAGCACCUCUUUCAACCUGGACGUCUGCUCAGUUCCAUUCCAUUUUGGGGAGCAGGGCAACUACUCUCUAUGGGUCAAAAAUAUGAAUAACACUGCGGUCAACUGCUCCAUAGUGACUAACACAGUCCCAGUAAAUAGUUACAUACCCAUUUUGGUAGCAUUCCUUGUCUUUGCCGGACUAGGAUUAUUGUAUGUUUUGGGAAGAGCAAUAUUUGCACUUGAUUUAGUAAGGGGUAUCCUCUUCAGAAUCGGUGGCACCAUGGAGACAGAGAGGCUGAUCAACUCUGAGCUGGGCUCCCCUGGAAGGAUAGUGACGCCAAUGACCGACAACAUCCUUCCGCCCUCACCCAAUCCCGCCAAGAGGCUGCGAUCUCUAGACACAUUCAGAGGGAUCUCCUUGACUAUUAUGGUAUUUGUGAAUUAUGGAGGCGGCCGAUAUUGGUUCUUCAAACAUGAGAGCUGGAACGGCCUAACUGUUGCAGAUCUGGUCUUUCCUUGGUUCGUUUUUAUUAUGGGAACAUCCAUUGCACUUUCAAUCAAUUCCAUGCUGCGCUCAGGCUUCAGCCGCACGUCACUGCUGAAGAAAGUAAUGUGGAGGAGCCUACAGCUUUUCCUUAUUGGCGUCCUGGUUAUCAAUCCCAACUACUGCCAGGGCUUUUUGUCGUGGGACAACCUGCGGAUUCCGGGUGUGCUGCAGCGCCUGGCCUGGUCAUACUUUGUUGUAGCCUGCCUGGAUCUGUUGGUGGCAAGGGCUCAUCUUGAUGUCCUACCAACGGAUGGAUGGUGGUCCUCUUGCAUUGAUGUAUUGCUCUACUGGCCAGCCUGGAUCUUUGUACUCAUCCUAGAGAUCAUUUGGCUCUGCCUCACUUUACUGCUUCCUGUACCAGGCUGCCCAACUGGCUAUCUUGGUCCAGGUGGGAUUGGAGACAUGGGCAUGUAUGCAAAUUGUACUGGCGGAGCAGCUGGCUUUGUUGACCGCUGGCUUCUUGGAGAAAACCACAUCUACCAGACGCCCUCAACGAGGGUCAUUUAUGCAACUCACAUGCCGUAUGAUCCCGAGGGGGUUCUUGGCAGCAUCAACUCCAUCGUAAUUGCUUUUUUGGGGUUACAGGCAGGAAAGAUAAUCUUACACUACAGAGAUCUUCAUUCAAGUAUUAUAUCAAGACUUCUCAUUUGGGGUUUCUUUUUGGGUGUCAUAUCAGCUGUUCUCACCAAGUGUUCCACAAACCGGGGCUUCAUUCCUGUCAAUAAGAAUCUAUGGUCUCUGUCCUAUGUGACAACACUCGCCUGCUUUGCCUUUGUACUGCUUGUUCUGAUCUACUACACCGUCGAUGUGAAAAAGUGGUGGUCUGGAGCUCCAUUCUUUUACCCAGGCAUGAACUCCAUCCUUGUGUAUGUGGGGCAUGAGGUGUUUGAGGACUACUUCCCCUUCCGCUGGCGCAUGGUCAACACUCAGUCCCAUGUUGAGCACCUCACCCAGAAUCUGGUGGCAGUUUCUUGUUGGGUUCUCAUCUCCUACGUGCUAUACAGGAAAAAGAUAUUCUGGAAAAUCUAAGAGGUUUGGUGGAUUCUUCUAAAAUGCUCAGAAAAUGGAAGUUAAGGGACUUUAAGUCACAUCUGGGCUGGAUUUCAAGAUCUCUAUGAAUGUUCUGUUUUCAUGAUCUUAAUGUUUUUGCCAUAUUGCUCACACUAUUGCACUGAAUGACUUUUCACAUAGCUUUCCUAGCAGCUGACUUGUGCUGGAUAUCUUGUGACUCAGGAAGAAGUGGGACCAAAAUAGACAUGUUGAGAAUAUGAUGACGUUAGAGUUAAUCCUUUUUUUUCUUCUUCUUCUCAACACUAAGAACUAAUUUUUAAUUCCUCAUUUUGCACAGCUCGCAAGUAUGGAAGGAAUCACAUGUAGCUGUCCUUGCCCUUUGUAGGCCACUUGGACCUUGAUAUCCUUACCAAACAUUCACCCUCACUUUUGAUAUUUUGCUUCCAUGUAAAGCUGAAAACAUUUGACCAUAUGGUAAUGAACCAAGUGCUAUUUCAGAUCUCUGCAUGCGAUAAAUACCUACAUAUUGCCGAAAAGUCAAUUUUGUAUAACAAGAUCACCUUUUUUGUUGAUGUUUUAUAGAAGUAUGCAAGAGUGUGCCUGUUUUGGCUCAGGUAUCCAAAAACAGUUACAACAAAGUAAAGAAACUUUUGUGCUGCCUGACUUUCUCAGUGGCUUUUCAGUUACACAUAAAAGAAUGUUCUCUUGAAGUGAUUCACUUUAUUUUAUCUUGAUGAUCUUUUGCUGGAUGUAUUUGCCAGUAUGUAGUUAAGACUUGAUUCAGUAUGGCACCUUCCUCAAUAUUGCUUGGUCAUACAAAAUUCCAAUUGCUGUCUGAUUUUGUUUUGUUACCUAUACUUUUCCUGUUAAUAUAUUGCAAUCGUUUUAUAUGAGCAGUAUAUGUUUAAAUGUGGGUUUCAAAAAUGGUUGCAUGUUUGCAAUGUGUGCUUAUAACGUGCAUCUGUAUUUAUAUAAUAAAGAGAAAGUAAACAGAA